AUGGGGGCGCAGACUGCAAAGCCUGGUGACUACGCCGAACCAGACCUGCCGCAUGGAGUCCAUGAGGUUCGGCUCUCAGUCUACACAUUCGACAUCACCGGCGUCUCGCUGCUGAACUCCCUCGGCUCACUUGGCACAGGCGCCUAUCACAGCGGCUUGGUCGUGCUUGACAACGAAUGGUCCUAUGGUGGCCACAGCGAGCCCGGUUCGAGCGGCGCCUACAACUGCGAGCCAGAGCACAAUCCGGAGUACCAGUUCUUUGACCGCGUGGUGAUGGGUCGUGUACGGGCCAGCCCACAACAGAUACAAAGCGUCAUCCGACGGCUGGCUACAGACUCUGAGUGGCAGGGACCCAUGUACGACUUGUUCCAGCAUAACUGCAACCAUUUCGUCUCGGACCUGUGCUGGGCGCUACUCAGGCGGCGACCCCCAGAUUGGAUCAAUCAAACUGCUGAGCGGUUCGGCAGGACACGCAGGAUUGAGUACACCUUGAAGCAGGCGCUGCGCUUGGCCAUGGCGAGCUACAAGGGAAGAUACGCCGGCCCGGUCAACGGUAUGGCGAGCGUCAUUUGUGGGUCUGACCUGAAGCUGGCUGCCUCCGGCUCAUCCACGAAGAUCUACCGGUGGAUCGAGUUUGCCAACAAAGGCGAGCAGAUCACGGAGUUUGACGAGAGCCACUUCCAGCUGCAGGGACACUUUGAAUCCAACUCCUCCGAAGGUCAUAAGACCUACCAGGACCGUCUUCGAAGCAUCCACUUCCGCAAGGAAGGCAAGACGAAAGCAGAGAUUGCCAGGCUCCUUGGUCGGUCCGAGCAGUUUGUAGCCAAGUGGUGGCAGAAGGAUGAGCGGGAAAUUCCCCGCCCCUGGGGUGUUCAUGAGUACAUGUCCAAAGAGCUCGGCACGAAGACUGCAACGAGCCAAGCGACGCUUUCAGAGAACUCAGAGGUCUCCACGGCCGCCUGGUGGCGGGAUGUCGAAGUUCGACGGAAGUACCAUGUGGAUCCCGAUGUUUACGACGAGCUCCUGAACAACACGGAGUGGAAGUCGUCCGCGGCUCGGACCCGAGAUUUCUCCACUGGAGCAUCCCAUGUCAAGUACGACAAGGAGGGGAAGAUGAAGUUGCAGGGGAACCAGAGUGCCAAGUACACCAAAGGCUCAUCCCCGGCUUUUGACAGGAUGCUUCAGAAGUUCUUCUCCGAGUAUGGCCUGGCAGAGCGGACAUCCGGCAUAGGAUUGAACUGGUACCCAGAUGGCGAUUCGGUGCUCGGAAGUCACCGCCACGAUUGUUGGACUGCACUGUUCUCAUUCGGCGACGAACGCAUUCUGACGAUCGACAAGACGCCUCUGCUCCUUCAAGACUGCGACCUCGUAAUCUUUGGCACACAGCGGCAUGGCGUCCCGAAGAUGCCAGAGAUCAAGGGGGGUCGCAUCACGGUGCCGAUUUUCUUCUACCCGACCCACAUGCAGAUGAAGAAGCAGUGGCAGACUCUGACCGAUCCCGAGGAUCCGCGUCGCUCCAAUGAGCUGGCGAAGCUGCAGUGCACGCACCAGCUGGGCAGCGAUGUGAUGGGUCAGACUUUGUGGAGUGAUCCUCAGCGCAGCUUGGCUUUGGAGCAGCUUCUGCAGCUCGGCUUCGAUCUCGAGGCAUCGCGCAAUGCGCUGCAGGCGCCGGGCGGGUCUUCGGGAGACAGCAGGCCUUCCGCUGGUUCUCGGGCAGAGCCCAUGUGGGCUGUGGCAAACAUCAGCGUGGCAUCGGCCGGCCAGUUGCACAAGGCUAGAGGUGACGUAGUUGUGCCUUACCAGGGUCCGAACAUUCAGGACGACUUCAUACACCGCAUCUUCUUCAGAGUCUAUGAGCAGCCUUCCAGGAUUCCUCCUCAAAACUUGGGCAACUUCGGUCAGCUCCAAUCUUGGAUGAGUCGGAAUGGCCUCGUCGGACAGACCGCCCGAACUGGCGGGAAAAUGUCAGAGCUCCUGCUGACUGCAGUCCGGAAGCGUCCGAUGCCAGUCGCCAGCGCUUCGAUGCCUGGCUUCAUGGCAACUCUCCCAGACCGGGGGGACCCAGCCCAGGACUGCGUCCGGCGAUGCAAAGCACAACGCCGGAGAUGGCAGGAGUUUGUCUUCGGCAUUUAA
Symbiodinium sp. CCMP2592 is the source of this 2133-nucleotide messenger RNA. The record is from the annotation of a GenBank genome assembly. Lineage: Eukaryota; Dinophyceae; Suessiales; Symbiodiniaceae.